UUUCCCCCUUCUCAUUCACUCUCUGUCUCUCAGUGGCAGCGGCUCAGGGAGGUAGCUUUAUGUGCUUCUGCAUCACAAUCACGACAGGUAAAGAGCUACAUUGUUGGAUAUUGCUAACCCCACAGGGGGUUAGGGAACCUCUGCUGCUGUGGUGGCAAGUCCUCAUCCCUGCGUGGGGCACACAUUUCUAAUAAUCUCCAAUAAAGCAUCCUGGAUGGAAGGACGUAAAGAAGAUCCCAGCAACCAGACCAACAAAUCAUAGGCUGACUUGAAGGAACGCAGGAUUUCUGGGACUGAGAAAAAACAUUACUCAGAAACAGAGAAGAGACAAUCAGUGGGCUCCUGUUUGUGUUUCUGCUUUUUAUAUUUGCUUUCUGCUUUUUAAGUUUCAAUCAUUUUAUCCACUCCCUGCUUUUUAUACUCUUCCUUUCUCAUUUUAUGCAUCUGUGGCGGAAUGUUCUCUACAAAUUCAUGAGAAGAUGCUUUCUGAGUGCUUGCUGCAGUGUUAAGGGACAGUCUACUGAGACAGCAGGGCGCUGAGCGGACAGCUUGGGGAAAUCUGAUCCACAGUCGGCUGGUGAAGGAGCAGGAUCACGCGUCGCAGUCGCAUAUUUAUCCACCCUGUGAUACCGCUGCGUGACAACACCCCUAAUUCUUUUUUCCCCCCUCUGCCUUUCUGCGUCCUCCUCUGAAGUGUGGACUGGAUGCACAAAAUUAAUUGGAUUCUACUGCUUUAUUCCUGCCUCACUGGAAAUCAGAACAUAAACUAUAUUUGGAUCCAAACAGUGAUCAAUCAAAAAUCUUCGAAACAAGAGAGGCUUAUUGAAAAACAGGGUGAAAAGGGAUAAAAUUGAUAUCAGAUAAACCUAGGAUAGUCUUGGACAAACACAUCUUUGCUCUCUCUCUUGAAAGAGACUGAUUUUGGGAGCUGAGGGACGCUGACUUGGCUAAAGCUGUUGGAACAGGUUGCACUGGGAAAGAUCCUUUUUCUUUUUUUGGUCCCUCGCAGGGUGGGGAAGCAACAAGACCCACCCUGCAAGUUUUACUCCCCUCAUUAGACAAUACUGUCCCAUUGUGGACUCUACGUGGUGGGGGCAUACAUGCAUAUUAGGCACAAAUAGCUGUGGAUUUUUGCUGCAGUGGCAUCCAAACGGAUGCCACGGAUUCCUCAUUUGCACAGAUGUAAAGCCGUUUUUUUCUCAUCCAUUUCUUCUUCCUAUCUUUCUCUUUAUCCCUCUUUCUCCCUGUUAGAGGCAUCACUUCUUCUCCUUCUUCCCUACCUGCUGUGAACAGUCCUGAAGUUCAGUUGGACAUUGGGAGUUGGGCAGGACUAAACACGGACUAUUUGGGUGAUUACCUGUCUAUGCCAGCUCUUCCAUUUCUUACUGGGCGUCUCUGAGUGUGAGCGUGUGCUUGUGUGUUUCUGAUUGCGUGUCUGCAUGUAUCUCCUGCACCCCUCCCCUCCUCUUUAUCCUUGGAUUCCAUAUUUGUGAAUGUGUUAUAGACAGCGUGAUUUGUUGGAGUCUAUUUUUAUCCCUUCUUUUUCAUUCUCUCGUCUCUUCUCAAUGUCCGGCAUUGUGUGGAACCUUUCUGCCAUGUGCUACCGAUGCCUAUCACAGGAUUAACCCUCAGUCAGCCAUAAAGGAAGGCAGGGAAGAAUGAGUGAGUGUUCUGGGGCAGCUGUAUCCGGGGCGGUGAUCCUGGAAGAACCUGAGGGUUCAGGGGCUUCAGCAGGCCAUGGCGAGGGCCAGGCCCAGGAUCAAGGUCCCCUUCGCUGUGCAGUCUGGCCUCGCCAGCAGACAUGGCUAUGCGUGGUCCCCUUACUUAUUGGUUUCAUUGGCCUUGGAUUGAGCCUGAUGUUGCUGAAAUGGAUUGUUGUUGGUACAGUGCGGGAUUAUGUGCCAACAGAUCUGGUGGAUGCUAAUCGAAUAGGCCAGGAUCCUAUCUUCCUCUCCAAGCCAAGUGGGAUUCCCAAAAGUCCCGAUACUACCACCACUACAUCUACUCCUACAGUUGAUGCUGGGAAUCCCACACUUAGAACAGCAACUGCUGCAAAAGGUAGAACACGUUCCACUGCUACCAUGACUACAAUAAACCCUAGAGGGGGUGGAGCCUCAGGUAGCCAAGUGACCCCUCGCAAUCCUGUAAAUCGUAAUGGACGUGGACCUUCUGGUUUUACUACGACCACUGCAGCGCCAAGGACAACCUACAUAAUUGGAGAAGCAACAUCUAGCCCCUCUCCGUCCAAUCCAACAGUACUUCAUGACUCUACACAGAUGUGGACCCAGGAGCACACUACUACAGGGACGGUCUCCACCACACUCACAACUCGUGCACACAGCCACCACAAAACACCAUCUCCAACUGUCCCUCCAUUACACUCUGAACACUUCAAGCCAUGUCAUGAGAAGGAUCUGGCCUACUGUCUGAAUGGUGGUGAAUGCUUUGUCAUCGAGACGCUCAGUGGGCCUCACAAGCACUGCAAGUGUCGAGAAGGCUACCAGGGAAUCCGCUGUGACCAGUUUCUGCCCAAGACAGACUCCAUCCUGUCUGACCCAAUUGAUACCUUGGGCAUCGAGUUUAUGGAGAGCAAAGAGGUGUACAAGAGACAGGUGCUGUCAAUCACCUCCAUCGCCCUGGUGAUCAGCCUCCUGGGAACCCUGUGCAUGGCCCUCUACUGCCGCAACAAGAGGCGCAGAGAGAAGUUUCAGGUGCAGCUGAAGGAGAGUCGCAGUUUGAAAAACUACACUGCUAAUUCCAGUAAUGUCCUGGAUGCCAAGGUGAGGCCCCCGAACACCAGCCUGCAAAUGCAUGAGUACUGCAAACGGUUCUCCCAGUCUCACCAGGGAAAUGUUUGUGAGUCAAGCUUUGCACACUGCAGCAUCACCAACACGCCAUCCAACAGCUCGAGAAGCACAGCAAAACAUUACAGAAGUGGGUCUUUGUCUCACAGUCCCAACCAGAUAACCCGGGUAGCCCAUUGGUCAGGUCCACGCAGGACUCCACCCAUACCCAGAGGAAGGCUAAAUCCAAUUGGAGGAUCUAAAUACUCAGGCCCAGCCUACCAACACCUUCAGGAAAUGGAUUCAAACGAGAAGGAGCCUGAAGCACAAAGAGGCUGUCGGAUGCAGGGAGAGAACCAAUGCGAUGACCCCAGACGAGACGCUUUCCUACAUAUGCAAACUCCUGUUUCCAUGGAGACAAUAUUGCCUUCACCUUGGAGCGGCCAUGUGGAGUUGGUGGCUGGAUGAACAGGCAGAAGGACAAAGGACGAGCCGAGGGCUUUGGGCACCACAGGAGCUCGUAUGACAUUUUUUACUUUAUUUUGUUUUCCAUUUUUGGUUAUUAAUGAACAAUGCUGCUUUCUGGGGCUGAUGGAAGGGAGAACAACAUAGUUUGGGUGUUGAAACAAGAAAUAAAUGUCUCUAUGUUGUAUCCUAUGAAUUGAAAGCUUUUGAAUUUCUGUAUGAAGUUACAGCCAAAUGUUCCCAGUGACAAAAAGUUUUUAAAAAACGGUUGUAAUUCUGGUAAAGGUUUUUCUAAAUAACAGUUGUUCUGAUUGAUUGCUUGGAAGAUAUUCUCACUCCUGACAGCACCCUGUCCAAACAUGCAUGCUGGAUAACAUCAGUCUUGUUUCUACCGAUAUACUGUACUUAUCCUUUUGGCCUUUUCACACACAAUCUGGUCUGCACCAGCUUGAAGAAAACCUGGGAUCACAAAGUACUUUAUCUUACAAAGAGUAGAUGUAGUUGGUAGUUCCCUGUUUUCACCACGCUGCCUAGAUUACAGAAACUCUGUUUUAAAACCUACUGCACAUACAUGUGUGGAAACACAGAGGUAUCCACUUGUCAGAAUUUCAAAAACACAUUUAAAUCCACAUAGCUUUGUUUCUAAUGAUGGUCUAUAUGAGUUAUAAAACAGGUUUUAAUUUCUGUAGCAUCUCUUUUAUUCCAGCAUCCUUUUUGUGAACACAGGUGACCAUUUCCACGUAUUUACUAACAUCAUUUUGGAAAAUUAAAAAAGCUGGCCUUGCUACAAAGGAAUUUUACCAAUAUGACUUGUUAAUGGUGGUUUUAAUAAUAGUGGAUGCCAAUUGGAGGAACCCUUGGACAAGCAAUUUAUUGUUCAGGCAGAAAAAUGCAAAUGCCCUUGCAACUGAAUUGGGGACUAAUAUCAAAACCUUUUUAUUCAAAUUGAUUCAAUUUAAGGAUGCCUUCUGGGGGAAAAACAGGCCGACCUAACUAAGUGUAGAAGCUACCAAAAUCACUGAUAAAAGGGUUGGGGUCCGAGCUACCCCUGAGUAUUUUAUGGUUUUGAUUCUUGAAACACUCUGAGCAGCCCUCCUACUAGGACUUGUGAGUGUUCCCCCUGCCAACAAGUUACUAUCUUGUGGAGGCCACAUGGUCAAUACGAGUUCCCAGUAACUGAGAAUUCACAGUCUCUCAGCCUUCACUCAUCUAAUCUCUCACAAUGGCUGAUCCUCGUGAACAUUCAUCGCUCACCUCUGCCAUCGUUCUUUUAUAAUCACCUGAAUGGCAAGGUUAAAUCUUACUGACAAACACACACUAAAUCGCCACAGAGCUUUCUUUUCUUCCUCCUGUUAUUUUCUUACUUCUUCGAAGGCUUGGUUUGCCAUACUGCCGUUAAACCCUGAAAAAAACUAUUUUCUUUUUGAAAUUUUUGAACCUCAACACUUUUGAUUCUUUGAUACUGAUGUCCGUAAAAUCCAUAAUGUUCUCGCCAGUGUGAUCACUGGUGACCUAUGGAGGUUGAUGUGUGUCUAUGCACAGGCACAGUGCAAAAAAAUGUGAAUUUCUUUGUUUGACCAGCUGUAAUCAGUGUAUGAGCUUUUAACAGAUAAAAGUC
This is a messenger RNA of Monopterus albus (swamp eel), 4866 nucleotides long. It is a transcript of the gene nrg3a, whose product is annotated as neuregulin 3a. Bases 1659 to 3251 code for a protein of 530 amino acids. Gene Ontology annotation, molecular function: chemorepellent activity. Gene Ontology annotation, biological process: nervous system development; animal organ development; intracellular signal transduction. The record is from RefSeq and is a predicted model, not a curated record. The transcript has 11 exons. NCBI's taxonomy places the organism in Eukaryota, Metazoa, Chordata, Actinopteri, Synbranchiformes, Synbranchidae.